Molecule: messenger RNA, 2227 nt
Organism: Dothidotthia symphoricarpi CBS 119687
Lineage: Eukaryota; Fungi; Ascomycota; Dothideomycetes; Pleosporales; Dothidotthiaceae
Exons: 2
Coding region: 317-2227 (636 amino acids)
Source: RefSeq, a predicted model, not a curated record
UUAGAUAAGCAGUUCUUGAGUAACCCAGAAGUUGAGAAUUUUCGGACUCUGGCCCGAGCCUUUAGUGGAGUGUCGAAUCCAUGAGAUCAGUCCGCUUAUGAAAAAUGUGUCUGUGCCCUGUUAACUUUGAGUAUUUUGGGGGUGUGGGUUUCACGAGUGCGCUGGCAGUGGACCCACGAAGUUUGUCUUUGCGGUGUCGAUCUCAGAAACGUUAUUCAUCAGCGAUAGGCUGCAUUGAUAUUUCUUUUCCUAACAAUCAACUUUACGGAAGACACGUCCCACGCUCCGAUAUCAGUCUGUUUAGUUAUUUGCAACAAUGGGCACGACUAAAAUUACGAUCCCUUCUCUGCCCCUCGAGAUAGUGCAGCAGAUAGCAGAUUGUGUUGAAAUAGUGCAUCGACCUAGCCUUUUCGCCUUCAGCCUAGCUAGCAGGGCUUGCCACAGGGCUGCAGCGUUUCUCGUUUUUCGGAAACUCAGUAUCACGAUCCAUAAUCGUGAAGGAUUGCGGCGCGACGCUGAUAGACUUGUUGAGACUCUCUUCCGUGCGGAUUCCGCUCGUCAGGUCCAAAACAUCACUAUCAAAGGGGCUCUACGCCUCAACACCAAAAGGACAGACAUAUAUAACCCUGAUGAGUGUUGGCUUAGACGAUCUGGCCUUGCCGAAAUACUGGUUGACGAAGAACUCAUGGACAACUCCCGCCGAUAUGUAGUCUACGAUGAACGCGUCAUUGAAGAGUCUUCUGAAGAAGACAUGGCAUGGGCUCCUAUUGUGAGCCUGCUACAAGCGCUACCUGGUCUGAGAGACCUAGUCUAUGACUGCCAAAGUCAACUUCCGCCAAGUCUUCUAAGGGCUCUCCACGAGCAGCAUCCUCUUUGCAGACUUCAUCAUCUCACGUUCCGGUUCCGAACCUUAUUGUGGGGAGUUCCUUAUCCCUACGAGAUGGAGCUUGCCACGUCUCCAUCUCUGUACAGAGUGAGAGUUACAUGCACCUAUCAAGAUUCAGACGGCGACUUUGAUUUCAAUCGGGACGCCGUAAUGGAGCUUGCCGCUGGGCUUGCUCCCAAUCUCAAGGAGGUCACUAUUUUGGAUCUCAACCCAUAUCUUUCCUCCAGUCAACGUAGCGUGCGAAAGCCGUCGUGGCAAGGUCUUCCAGGCUGCAUCGGCGAGGGAACUGGGUCCUUGACAUCACUGUCACUCAAAGGAUUCGAAGGUUUCAUAAGGCCAGCCCAGCUACAGAGCUGGGCUAAGCAUACGGACUUUGCUCACCUGCAGCACCUCGUCCUUGGGGGGCUAAGUUUAAUUUUUCCAUGUGGACUCAGUGGUGAGACAAUGGAAUGGAUUGCUCGAAACCUUUCAUUUCCCUACCUCAAAACGCUCGUUGUUUAUCUUACCCGCGACGACACUUUCAUCGAAAGACCUCACUACAAUGAGAACGCAAUAUCUUUUUUUCAGGCUAUCAACUCUCUUGAGGAGCUGUCUAUUAAUGGGCCGAUGGAGCCACAGAUUAUAGACGCUGUCUUGAACCAUUAUGGACCGACACUCAAGAAACUUAGGUUCAACCCAAUGGAACAUAUGUCAGAUCGAAUAGUGCAAAUACAAGCUCAGUGUCCAGUAUUAGAAGAGCUCGCGAUUCCAGUCAUGCGCAAUAAGUCGAGUGCGUCCGAGACUGAAAUCUACAAAUGCUUUGGCAAAAUGAAAAGUCUGCGAUUUCUUUUCCUCACUCUGGAUUGUGCAAACUGGCGGAUUGGGCGCGACCCGACAUACGACCCCUGCUUUAAUGAGGGGGAUCAAGAGCUUGCUUGGAUCCAUACAAAAAACGUCAAGAGGGGCAACGUGAGAGAAGCAUUAAUCAAUAGCGCAGUAGAUGAGACGCUGGCUCGCUCAAUCUGGGAGAUAAUUGCCGAGAACAAGACAGGCAGACGGCUAGAGCAACUUAAGCUGUGGACGAAGAAUGGUGGUAAUUUCGCCUCAACCGCGUCCACAUACGCUAUUAGCACUGCCGCCAAGAGUAUGAGUCGGUCGUGGCUGAUUAAGCGCCUUCCGCGCGAUGAUACGGAAGAUAUCGCUGUGAAGGAACUGGGGCAGUGCGCAAGGGAAACUCACGAACGGGAAUCUAGUAAGAAGUUGGAAUGUGUGGUUGAACGAAUAUACCAUUCUAUCUGGCCACGUAAAAAAGAUAGCAAAAAUUGGCGGGAUGACUGGUCUAGUUUUCCCCUUGAGAGCUAG